Molecule: messenger RNA, 897 nt
Organism: Danaus chrysippus (African queen)
Lineage: Eukaryota; Metazoa; Arthropoda; Insecta; Lepidoptera; Nymphalidae
Source: the annotation of a GenBank genome assembly
AUGUGUCAAGUACUCGUGUUUUUUGUGUUAUUUUGUGUCGCAUCCAGUCUUGAUCUAAAUGUAACGAUUCCACCCAACAAAGGACUUCUUACUCUGGAAUGUAUCAAGAGCUACUUCAACACGGUUGUACUGAGGUCUAUUCCUCCUCGUCAUUAUUACUACUAUCACGAAAUCCUCGCUGGAAAUAUUGAUGACUCCAUGAACGAAGAGAUUGGUUUCCGAAUAGUCGGCGGCGAAGAAAUUUCUAUCCAGGAUGCUCCUUAUCAGGUACUUUAUGGAAAAUAUUGCGGAGGCUCAAUAAUUGCUCCCAACUGGGUUCUAACUGCUGCCCAUUGUAAAACACACCAUACUCACGUCUACGCUGGCUCAACUUUCCGUGAUGACGCAAAACCUUACCUCAUCUGUAGUCAUUUCGUCCAUCCUGGCUGGAAUCGCUCUAGUCUUCACUCCCAUGAUUACGAUUAUCAAUUACUGUUGUUGGAACAGUCUAUUCCAGUUAACUCCAUGGCCAGACCAAUAGCUAUUGGAACAGUUAAUGAUAUUCGUCCGGGGAAUCUGAUAGCCGUCAGUGGGUGGGGACAUUUGGAAUAUCGAGAAAGCUCUAUGCAAAAUAUCUUACGUCGCGUUAGUGUGCCGAUAAUGUCUUCAGAUGAAUGUAGGAAUCUCCCAGAUGCUGGGUAUAAGAAUAUUACUCCCAGAAUGUUUUGUGCUGGAUACUUAGAGGGCACUAAGGACUCUUGUCAAGGUGAUUCUGGAGGUCCAGCUGUAUACAAUGGAAAACUAGUGGGUCUUGUGUCGUAUGGUGUGGGAUGUGCUGGUAAAAAUAGGCCUGGAGUCUAUACGAACAUUCCUUUAAUGAGAGAUUGGAUUAGAUCAGUGACAUAUCUUCCUUUGUAA